Molecule: messenger RNA, 3504 nt
Organism: Grus americana (Whooping crane)
Lineage: Eukaryota; Metazoa; Chordata; Aves; Gruiformes; Gruidae
Gene: SPART
Product: spartin
Exons: 10
Coding region: 221-2035 (604 amino acids)
Biological process (GO): negative regulation of BMP signaling pathway; cell division
Cellular component (GO): plasma membrane
Source: RefSeq, a predicted model, not a curated record
GCAGGUGGGCGGGGCCGGGCCGGGGUGCGGCGAGCGGCGCUUGGUUCGGUGGGCGCGGCUGCGAGGUCGGACGCUCCCGGGCUGACGGGGAUUUGGUUUCUUCAGAAAUAAGACUCAAACAAUUCUGUCUGCAUGGUAGUUCUCCAUCUUCUUCAUCUUUGAAGUCAGUGGCUGAUAGAAAAACAAUUGACAUAUAGAAAGAACUCUUGGAUUAAGGGUAAUGGAACAACUACAGGAUCCGGUUACGCAAGAAGAUGCAAAUAUUAAAGCUAUUAAUGAAGAGUACAGGAAAGCCUUUAUUUUAAUCAAUAAAGGAGUGAAUACAGAUGAACUGGGUCAGAAGGAAGAGGCAAGAAACUAUUAUAAGCAAGGACGUGACCACUUGCUCCGAGGACUUAGCAUUCCGUUGCAGGGUCCUGCAUGUGUAGUGGCCCAGUGGGAAUCUGCCAGGCAAAUGCAACAGAAGAUGAGGGAGACUCUCCAAAACGUUCACGCUCGACUCUGCAUUCUAGAACAAAACACCCCACCUGUACAAGCAGGUCCUGCUGCAAUGGAUGCCCCUGCUGGGGUGCCCAAGUUGUACCCAUCCAUUCCUUCCAAAGAAAAGCCAGAAAGACCCCCAGCCCCUAAGUCACUGUUUGUACCGAGUCAGCCACCUGCAAAUGAAGCACCUCCUGCCUAUACUCCUCAAGCUACCAAUGGCCAUUUCACUGUGUCUUAUGGCACAGACUCUGGGGAGUUUUCUUCUGUAGGUGAGGACUACUACAGUAAGUGUACUCAGCCACCCCCCCUUGAAAACCUAGGGGUGGAUGCAGAUGAGCUGAUCUUGAUUCCCCAAGGAGUACAGAUAUUCUUUGUGACUCCUGAUGGGCAGGUUAGUGCUCCUUCAUAUCCUGGAUAUCUACGCAUUGUGAAGUUCUUGGAUACAGAGAGUGGGACGGCCCAGAAUCGUCCACCUGCAUUUCUUCAGGUUUGUGACUGGUUGUAUCCUCUGAUGUGUAACCAGUCUCCUGUUCUGUGCUGCAAUACUGGAGUCUACAUGUUCCCUGACACGAUGUCCCAGAUACCAGGGUCCUACGUGGGAGUAGUGCUGUCUUCAGAACUUCCAGCAGCUGACAGAGAGCUCUUUGAGGAUCUCUUAAAACAGAUGUCUGACCUUCGAAUCCAGGUGCCAGGAUCCCAUGAGAGAGUAGGGUUAUCUUCAGAGCUCCCAGCAACUGAGAGAGCGCAUUUUGAAGAUAAAUUUAAACAGAUGUCUGGCCACAAAGUCCAGCCUUCAGAAGCCUCUAGUGAUGCAGUUAACUUGCCUCAGACCGUACAUAUCCAACCGCAGCCUGAAGGAGCAGAAAAUCAGAAAGAGUUGCCAGAAUGGAGCGAGAAAGUUGCCCAUGGAAUCUUGUCAGGUGCAUCUUGGGUAAGCUGGGGCCUAAUAAAAGGAGCAGAAUAUACUGGUAAAGCUAUCCACAAAGGAGCUUCUAAACUGCGAGAACACAUUCAACCAGAAGAAAAACCUCUGGAAGUCAACCCAACUGUAGCAAAGGGGCUUCAAGUAGCAAAACAGGCUACCGGAGGAGCUGUGAAAGUCAGCCAAUUCUUAGUUGAGGGAGUGUGUUCUAUAGCAAGCUGUGUUGGAAGGGAGCUGGCUCCACACGUGAAGAAGCACGGCAGCAAAUUAGUUCCGGAAUCCCUUAAGAAAGAUAAAGAUGGCAAAUCCACUUUUGAUGGUGCUCUGGUGGUAGCAGCAAGUGGAAUUCAAGGGUUUUCAACAGUGUGGCAAGGUUUAGAAAGUGCAGCUAAGUGCAUUGCUAAAAGUGUUUCAAGUGAGACUGUGAAAACUGUCAAAUACAAGUAUGGAGAUGAUGCUGGCCAUGCUACAGACAACGCCAUGAAUUCUGCAAUCAAUGUUGGUGUGACAGCAUUUAACAUCGACAAUAUUGGUCUCAAAGCUGUUGUAAAGAGAACUGCAAAGGAAACCGGCCAUGCUGUGCUGGAUGAAUAUAAAGUAUUAGAUAAUGAGAAGAAAGAGAAAAAAUGAAAUCAAUGAAAUAUUUCUCAAAGCCUUACAUUAGAGAUGAAACUUCCUAUUUAGAAGUAACUACAUUGCUAAUCUGUGAUUUAACACAAAUCUCACUGUACCUUUCAAGCACCUGUUACUUAAUUUGACAUGAAAAUGUAAAAAUAGGGAGGGUCUUCAUAGAAGGAAGAAUGAAAGUUGUUUUUACUCCUUGUUCUGUAUUGAACAAGGGUUUUAUACAACUGGAUCAGGGUUUUUGACAACUGCAAGGAUAGGAGUUUGCAGUUAAUAAACUUGCCCCUAUAAGCACUUUUUCAGAAUAUAAUAUGGAAUAAUAGAUUUAUGUAGAAAUACUAUUAUGAAUAUUUUUGUAAUGCUUUAUAUUUGUAAAGAAAGAGGUGAUACAGGACAAAUAGGAUUACUAAUUCUGGAACAAAUAGGAUUACUAGUUUUGUUUUUUAACUAACCUUAAGAGUUAGCUUUACUAAGCCAGCCUUGUCUUAUUUCAUGUGCGCUACUAAAAUAAGCUUUGUGUUUCAUUGUUUUGUAGAGCGUUUCUCUUUUCAGCUACCAAACAGCUAAUCUUAUCCAAAGUUCAUGUUAGAAGAAAUGAAAGAUGAACCUCAGGUAAUUAGGUAUUUAUUCUCUUAAAAACUAUUUUUUUUUCCAUCCAGCAUAUAAGCAAACCAAAGACACCAAGUAUUUCUUCUAAAAGAGGGUAUUUACAACUCUAGAGAAAUGUGUUCUCCUGUUGACUCCAUGAGGAAUAUACAAAGAUUCUUUGAAAUUGAGAUUUUUAUGUAGAGAGGAUAAGUAUGUUUUUGCAUAAAUUAUUUUUCUGUAAAAAAUGUUCUGUAGAGGACACUAGGAACUUCUAUGCAUUCUGCACUUUUCAGCCAAUCCAGAAAGAUUCAGAGUAUAUAUCAUGGCCUCCUAAUGGAAGACAUUAUGUAUUUGCUUUAACAAGUAGUUCUAACUGUCAGCAUCUUUAUUCCAUUAAAUUCAUAGUUGCACAAGGUACAUCUUUAAAGGGUAUGAAGACAAGCCCUUUUAAUGGAGAGAUGUGUGUGGAAUACAAUAGAUGCUACUGUGUAGGUUUUUCAUCUUACUCCUAGUGCAGUGGGAAAUAACUCCAUACGGAGAACCUCUGAGAUGCUUUUACACUGCUACUUAUUUAACAGUUUAUUACUGAGUUUUAAAGCUGCUACACAUUCUGAUAUUGGCAGGACUUGCAGCAAACACCACCAUCAACUUACAACUUAAAUCAAUUUCAUGUAAAUGGAGAAAAUAACUAUAAAUGGUUGUUAGAAAUUAUAUUUGUGUCAGAUUGAAAAAUUGCAGUAACAACUAAUGUCUAUUAGAAUGGUAAUAGGUGCACAUUUUGUGGUAGCUACUGUAGGUGUGUAUUUACGGUGAGAAAUGUGAAACAAAGGAUCUAACCACUGAAGUGUAACUUUGAUUUAUGGAAAUAAAGAUGAAAUUAAAAUUGG